CAAAGUAAAAAUCAUACUCGUUUACCGAAUCGAUUAACUUAAAUUUAAAUAUCCGCGCCGAUAAGCCUUGAAAUCGCGCACAUUUGAACCACAACAAAAAUCGGUUUCGUUUCACAAUUUUAAACUUUAAACAAACUUGAAGUCAAGUCAAGGCCCUCGACCGCCGCCGUACUCUAAUUUUUUAUUGAUAUUUUUAAUAACAAAGAACCUUGCCUUUCCAGCGGGGAUAUUUCAGGGUUAGCAUGUAUCAAAGUUUGAAAGAAGAACAUUCUGCUGCUGGGUAUUUGUGUUUUAUAGCGCGUCUUCUAGAAAUAGCACACGUUUAUUUAGAAAUUUGGGUCAGAUGUAGUGUAAGUGUAUAGUUAGGAUUGGUUUUGGCGUUAUCAAGUAUUUGUGAUAAAUCCUGCAAUAAAUAGAUUUGAAGAAAUAAUAUACUUGGUUUGGAAAUAAAUAUGAUGGAACAUGAUGAAAGUGAUUGUGGCGUUGAUAAGGACUCAAUUAACAAUAAAGAUAUUCCAUCCAAACACCAUAUCCAACUAUGCCACCACAAACAAAAAUCAAAUUGGGACUGUGGUAUUUCCUGUGUUCUAAUGGUACUGCCAAAUAAACAUCGACAACAUCUAAUGAAAAAUUUAAGCAAAAUAUGUAAAAGUGAAGGAUUCAAUAAAAGCACUUGGACAAUAGAUUUGUGCUACCUAUUAAAAAUCUACAACAUAAAACAAACAUUUUACACUGUCACUAUUGGUGUACACGAAGGUUAUCGUGGCAAUAGCUUUUAUCACCACAUAUUAACAAAAGAUGAAACUCGAGUUAAUCUCAAAUUCCAAGAAGCCUCAAACCACAAUAUACCGGUCAAAAAAGCCUCAAUAUCCAUAAUACAUAUCAUCGAACAAUUAGUUAACGGACCAAUAAUAAUUUUAACUAACGCAAGACUUCUUUACUGUGAUAUUUGCAAAUCCAAUAAGAUAUCGAAUGAACUGCGCAAGUGUUUACCAUGGCCCAUCACCUAUCAAGGACAUUAUGUGGUACUUUGCGGAUAUGACAUUGAAAGACAAAAAGUGUUUUAUAGGAAUCCAUCUUUCGGAGAUCAUGUGUGUGCAAUGUCUGUUUCAAAUCUCGAGGAAGCCAGGAAGAGUUAUGGUACUGACGAAGACAUUAUUUUUAUUUAUAAAUAAAUAAUUUUCAUACAUUUUGUUUUGUGAUUUUCCAGUUAAAAUACUGAAGACUGUAUAAUAAUCAAUCAUUCCAAAAAUGCUAUUUAACCAUGAAGAACUAUUGAUCAUUUGAAAAUUGGUCUUCUUAUUUCUAGACAAUUGCGCUAAUGAUUCUAUUAUUAUAGUUUCUGUCUGCUUUUUACAUAUCUGUUUUGCUUUUUUUUGUCUCUCCUUUCACUUGUCUUAUUGGAUAAUUUAAUAAGCUUCUUCCUUCUUCCAAUAUCAAAAUCACAUAUUUUUAACGUUUAAUUGUACUUUAUUGAUACUUGACGGGAGUAUUUUUUCAAUAUUAAUUAAUAAUUAUGUUAAACUAGAUUACAACAAUUAAGCAGAAAAUAUUUGGUACUGAAAUGAGAAUACUUAAAGCCAUUAAUAUGAUAACGAAAAAAAUAUUACAACAUAUUUAACAAUCAAUCCUGGGUGGUAAUGAAUAAAUUAUCCAAAUUUCCAUCAAAUAAUUAAAACUACACAAUAAACAAUAAAAGAACCUAAAAUAAUAAUUUUAUCACUUAGAAAUAAAUAAAUUCGAAUAAAGAAUGCCCCUAAAUACUUGCACAACAACCCAAAAUUAUAAAAAAAUCCCUUUUUUUUUGUAUAAAUUGGUUGCUUAAUAAAGCUAUAAGUAAGUGUAAAAAGCUCAAAAACUCCGAAGCCUAAGAUUAGUCCCUCAAUUUCUUGACUAACUAUAAUUUGAAUUGUAAAAUUUUUGGAGAUUCUAAGUUAAAAAUCAGUCCUCAAUAAAAUUAUUGUUAUUUUGAAUAAUGAGCAAUAUUAAUUAUGAUAAUCUCAAAAGUGAUGUUUCAAAUUAACCAACUAAAAUUAAUGCAUAUUUUUAAUUUACACAAAUUAAUCCUUACUCUCUAUGUGGGAGAAUCUUUGCAAAUUCUGGAAGCCAUCUCUUGUAACGGUUCUAGCUCUCUUCUAUUCACUAGGUUGUUUUCGGUGACAAAAUAGUAGAAGUGCUUGUAGCAAGUGU
Ceutorhynchus assimilis (cabbage seed weevil) is the source of this 2190-nucleotide messenger RNA. The record is from the annotation of a GenBank genome assembly. Lineage: Eukaryota; Metazoa; Arthropoda; Insecta; Coleoptera; Curculionidae.